Molecule: messenger RNA, 1647 nt
Organism: Striga hermonthica
Lineage: Eukaryota; Viridiplantae; Streptophyta; Magnoliopsida; Lamiales; Orobanchaceae
Source: the annotation of a GenBank genome assembly
AUGUCUGGCGCACAUCAAAGGAUAUAUAAACCAGCUUUCCAUGACCAUCAUACCCAACGCCACCGCUCCACCGCAGUCGAGAUGACCUCCGCCGCACCUCCGCCGCCUUCCGGCCGCUCUGUUUUCCUCGGCGUGGACGUCGGCACCGGAAGCGCUCGUGCAGGUUUAUUCGACAAUAAUGGGCGACUUUUAGGCUGUUCUAGUAGUCCUAUACAGAUUUGGAAAGAAGGCGACUGUGUUGAGCAAUCUUCCACCGAUAUAUGGCUUGCUAUUUGCACAGCUGUCAAAGCAGCGUGUGCUCUUGCAAAUGUUUCUGGAAGUGAAGUUACAAGUUUGGGUUUUGCAGCGACAUGUUCUCUGGUUGCGGUAGAUUAUGAUGGAGAGCCCGUGACAGUAUCAUGGAGUGGCGACACGAGGAGAAAUAUUAUAGUGUGGAUGGACCACAGAGCUGUAGAACAAGCGGAGAGAAUUAAUUCUUCCAAGUCGCCAGUGUUGGAAUAUUGUGGUGGGGCCGUGUCCCCUGAGAUGGAGCCACCCAAGCUUCUGUGGGUCAAAGAGAAUUUACAAGAGUCCUGGUCGAUGGCAUUUAGGUGGAUGGAUCUCAGUGACUGGUUAUCAUAUAGAGCAACGGGAGAUGAUACUCGGAGUCUGUGCACAACAGUCUGCAAGUGGACUUAUUUAGGUCAUGCGCACAUGCACCAGGUGAACGAGACAGGUUCUCGUGACAUGGAAGCUCUCGGGUGGGAUGAUCAGUUCUGGGAGGAGAUCGGUUUAGGUGAUCUUGUGGAUAGUCAUCAUUCCAAGAUUGGACGAAGUGUAGCUUUUCCUGGGUACGCUUUGGGUUCUGGUCUGACACCUGAUGCUGCAAAGGCACGUAUCGAAUUAGGUCUGGUGGCUGGGACACCUGUCGGGACAUCCUUAAUCGAUGCUCAUGCGGGUGGAAUCGGCGUGAUGGAAAGUGUGCCUGUGACAGAUAGAGAGAUAAAAGAAAAUGAUGGGGAAGAAAUAUGUCAUCGAAUGGUGUUAGUAUGUGGAACUUCCACUUGUCACAUGGCUAUUUCCAAGACCAAAUUGUUCAUUCCAGGCGUAUGGGGACCAUUCUGGUCAGCUAUGGUACCUCAGUAUUGGCUGACAGAAGGAGGCCAGAGUGCGACUGGUGCAUUACUCGAUUACAUAAUAGAUAAUCAUAUUGCUUCUCCACACCUGGCAAAUAAAGCUGCUUCUCGAUGCGUGUCAAUAUUCGAGCUUCUGAAUGAGAUAUUGGAAUCAAUGAAGAAAGAAUCUGAAAGUCCAUUUGUUGCUUCUUUGACUGCUGACAUUCAUAUCAACACCUUACUUGCAUGUGGUGGACUUACGAAGAACUCGUUGUUCAUUCAGGAGCAUGCAGAUAUUACAGGUUAUCCGAUAGUUCUUCCAAGGGAAAAUGAAUCGGUGCUCUUAGGGGCUGCUAUUAUUGGUUCUGUUGCUUCAAAGAAAUAUCCCACCGUGCGAGAGGCCAUGAAAGCACUGAACGCAUCUGGGCAGGUCGUGUACCCCUCGAAAGACCCAAAAGUGAGGAAAUAUCACGAUGCUAAAUAUCAGAUAUUUCGUGAUCUUUACAAGCAGCAGUUAUCUCACCGCUCAAUGAUGAAGGCUGCUCUUUCGUAG